Messenger RNA from Monodelphis domestica (gray short-tailed opossum), 8418 nucleotides. Lineage: Eukaryota; Metazoa; Chordata; Mammalia; Didelphimorphia; Didelphidae. The record is from RefSeq and is a predicted model, not a curated record.
UAAUUUUGUUGACUUUUUCAUAUAACCAACUUUAAGUUUUGGUUAUCAUUUCCUUAAUUUUGCCUUCUUUAAUAAUCAUGUGUAAUCUUGAUAUGCCAUCUAUUGUGUUUCUGGUAUCACUUAUCAAGGAUAUAUCAGUGUAUCUGUGAUUUAUUUUUUCUAUUGGCAUAUCAACUUACUUGUUAAGAAAAAUCUCACGUUUAGAGCAUGACCUCUUAAAUUAAUAUUUUUAGAUAGUCUUAAAAGACUGAUUCAUAGCAUCCAUUGAUUGCCAUUAAACCAUGCCCAAUAAUACAGCAGUGGAAGGGGGCCACACACAAAACUGAGGGGGACCAUUUUAUAUUUUUAUCAAUAGGUUGCUCUGACCUUAGAAUUCAUCACUUAGUGGCUGACUUUUUUUUUUUUUAAACCCUUACCUUCUGCCUUAGAAUCAAUACAGUGUUUUGGUUCUAAGGCAGAAGAGUGGUAAGGGUUAGGCAAUGGGGGGUCAAGUGACUUGCCCAGGGUCACAUAGCUAGGAAGUGUCUAAAACCAGGUUUGAACCCAGGACCUCCUGUCUCUGGGCUUGGUGGCUGACCUUUUUGUGAUGAUCCUCUUUAUACCAUAGAGUUGUCCUUGAAUAGUAGAGAAAGUCUGUUGAGAGGAUUUUAACAUAGAUAUUUUAUGAGACUUUAUUGAAAUUCAAUUUGCAAUGCUCUGGAAAAAUUUAUUUCUUCUAUAUAUGGCUCAUCUAGGUAGGCUGCCAAAGAGAUCAAUUUUUCAUUUUUUGACAUAGGAAUUUUAUGUCUUGGGCAAGGCUUCUUAGUCUUUUUUGUGUUAUGGAUCUCUUUGGCAAUCUGAUGAAGCCUUUGGACCCCUUCUCAGAAUAAUGUUUGUUGCCUAAAUUAAUAUUUGGAAAUGCUAAAAGGUUAUAGGAAAGUAAAGAUGUACUUUUUUCCCAACCAAUUUCAUGGAUACCCUGAAAACUUUCCACAGAAUCCUUGGGGACUUGUGAAUAAGAACUCCUGAUUUGGAGAGUACCUUUUAUCUGUGUUUGCAGUAACUCCUUCAGUAUCGUUAUCAUGUGAACAGAUUGGCAAAUACUUUUUUUUUAAAGCAUUACAGAUUGAUUUUUUAUUUUCAUUUUGAUAAUAUAUACAUUUUUUAAUUUUAAACCCUUACUUUCCAUCUUGGAAUCAAUACUUUGUAUUGAUUGUAUUGUUUUGUAUUGAUUUGUAUUGAUUCCAAGGCAGAAGAGUGGUAAGGGCUAGGCAAUGAGGGUUAAGUGUCACACAGAUAGAAGUGUCUGAGGCCAGAUUUGAACCUAGGACCUCCCAUCUCUAGGCCUAGCUCUCAAUCCACUGAGCUACCCAGCUGCCCCCUCAUUUUGAUAAUAUUUUGUUGAUACUGAAUUUUUCAUAGUACCUUCUAGCUUGAUAGAACCUGACAAAUUUUGUUCUCCAGCCAAGUCUUCAAGAACUUAUCACUACCCUCUCUUGGAGAAAUGUCAGAGGAGAACUUGGUACUAAAAAAUAACAGCUAGUAUUUAUAACACUUUACAAAACACUUUAUAUGUUUUCUCAAUUGAACCUCAUUAUAUUCCUGUGAAGAAGGUGCUAUUAUUUUAUAGCUAAUGAAAUUGAGGCUGACAUUUGCCCAGGGUCACAGAAUUAGUAAAUGUCUGAGUAUGAUUUGAAUGCAAGUCUUCCUAACACAAAGUCUAGCACUCUACCUCCUAACUGCAUAAAUAAAGAUCCAAUAGCCUAGAACCAUGUUAGAGGGAAAAGAACCCUUGAUAUGGAGUAAUAAGAAGUCUGGGUUCAAAACCAGAAUCUAAUAUUUAUUGGCCAAAUGAAGCUCCCAGUGGUUUUUCCUGCUCAUACAGUCCUUUUCUGCCUCAUUUCUCCUUGAUAUUUACUGUAGCCAGAAGUGUCUUUUUGGUAGAACUCUCACAACACUUUUAUUUGUAUCUCUCUUAUAUUUCUAUAGUAUUCUACCUGGUAUUAAAGCUCUUUGUGUAGAUGGUUUAUCUUCUCCACUGUACUGUAAAUUCCCCAAGAAUAAGAAUGCCAUCUUAUCUAUCUUUAUAUCUCCCACCAGGGGACAUGUUUGAACAUUGCAGGUUUUCUUAAUGUUGAUUGCAUUGAAUUUAUCAAAUGGCUAAAAAUGGCAGAUGACUCAAUUGAACAUCUCAUAAAUUCUCAAGUUAAGUUUCUUUGUUGUCAAUGCCAUUCAUGCUUUAUGAGCUUGAAAUAUUUGAUAACUUAAGCCUUUUCAGGGAGGAGCUUUGCAGACAGUGACACAGGGCAGCAGUGGUGGCAGCAGCCUAUGUCCCAAAGAUUUGUGUGGAUUACAUUUCUUCCAAGCUAUCCUAAACUAUAAUCAACUGUAAUUGAACAGCUACUAUAUGUAUAAGGAUACAAUGUGAAAUGACCUUCUAGAGUUCACUAAUGUCUUUCAGCUUAUACAGCUUGUCAUCAUUAAACUCCUCUUCUCACCAACCCUUUUAAUUGCCUUAAAAAAGAUGACUAUAAAUAUAAAUUUAUACUUAUGUGGUAUGAUCAGGAGUCAGCAUGCUCUUGUCACUAGUGUGUUACAUUCAGAGUUAGAAAAACCUGAAAAUUAAUCUUGCCCUUGCCACUUACUGGCUUUGUGACUUUGGCUAGCUAAGUCACUUUGCCACUUUAAGCCUUAGUUUCCUCAUCUGUAAAAUGAGGAUAAUAAUUAAAGAAUCUUCCUACAGAGUUGUUGUGAGGCUCAUUUGAGCUAAUACAGAUUGUAUUAAAUUCUUGGGGUAACCUUAAGCUAUUAAAAAAUUUCAAACUGCACAAAGGUUUUUGGGACACUCUGUAUGUAUAAAGCACUUUGCCAGCUUUCAAAUGCUUACAUGUCAGGUCAAGCUAGACCUGUGGUGAAGGCAAAAUAUCUUUUUUGUAGAAAUAUUUAGAGAAAUGUCUCGCCCUGCCCUUUGUUCAGUGGAGCUAUAUCCUUGUAACACUGAACAUCAUUAUAUUGUUUUGUUCUGUUUUUUAAGAGAUAAUUUGGACCCUAAAGCUGAGAUCAAACUUUGAACUACAUGCCAUUUUGGACUUUUCCCUACUUCCAAGCCUAAGCCUCUGAGUCCUUAAAACAAAACAUCCUGGCCACCUGCCUGGUCCUGAGCUUCUGUUCAGAUUAUUUUUAUCCUUGAGAUGGGAGCAGAGUUAGGCAAGCCCCUUGGGUAGGAUUCACCUUUGCCAGACCUCUGACUCUUUCCAAUCUAUAAAUAGCAUAGCUACUGCCUCAGAGCUGGUCUUCUGCCAAGGGAAAGGCAACUAGGUGGACUUUUAGGCCUGGAAAAGAAGUGAUAGGAGAGAGGAGGACUAGGGUACUGGGCCGAUGUUUCUUGACAGUGAUGCAAGUUCAUUUCCAGUUUUUGUCCCAGGCAUUACAGAAGGUGCAGCCAGUGGCCCACUCCUGCUUUGCUGAAACAGUAGUGCAAGAAAGAAAGAAUGUUAGUGGCAAUGGGAAAUCUUGCUUAAGUCCCACAACUGAACUGGAAGAUGCAUUAAGAUCUUGGAGAGGGGCCGCAGAGGCAACAUCUAGACUGAGAGAGAGAGGCUGUGAUGGCUGCUUGGCUGGAAUUGAAGUUCAACAGCUCUUCUGUUCACAGAGUGUGGCAAUCCCUGAACACCAGCUUAAAGAACUGAACGUGAAAAUUGACAGUGCUUUGCAAGCAUAUAAAAUAGCUCUGGAGAGUCUAGGCCACUGUGAAUAUGCAAUGAAAGCUGGUUUCCACUUGAAUCCAAAAGCAAUUGAAGCAAGUUUGCAGGGCUGCUGCAGUGAAGCUGAGGCACAGCAGACUGGGCGGAGACAAACACCACCACAACCAAUCCAGUGUGAGCUCCCAACAGUCCCUGUCCAGAUAGGAUCACACUUUUUAAGAGGGAUAUCUUUUAAUGAGUCUGCAGCUGACAACCUGAAGUUAAAAACGCACACUAUGCUACAGCUGAUUAAAGAAGCAGGCUGUCAUAAUGGGAUUACAAGGGAUGAUUCUCCUGUAACUGAAGUGCUGAACCAAGUUUGUCCUUCUACUUGGCGAGGUGCAUGUAAGACCGCUGUGCAGUUACUAUUUGGCCAAGCUGGACUGGUGGUGGUCGAUACAGCACAAAUUGAAAAUAAAGAAGCCUAUGCUCCCCAGAUUAGUUUAGAGGGUUCCAGAAUUGUGGUUCAAGUCCCAUCAACAUGGUGCCUGAAGGAAGAUCCUGCAACCAUGUCUUUGCUCCAGAGAAGUCUGGACCCAGAGAAGACUUUGGGCUUAGUAGAUGUACUUUACACAGCCGUAUGGGAUUUAAAUCGGUGGAAAGAGGGAAGGGAGCAAGCUUUGCCUUGUAUUCAGAUUCAGCUUCAACGUGAGAUCUCUGACUUUGGUAAUCAAGUUGAUAUGCCUCCUGGAAAUGGAAAUAAAUCAUCAGGAGGGUUGCAAAAGACUUUCUCAAAACUGACUUCACGGUUUACAAAGAAAACUUCAUGUGCCAGUUCAAGCAGCAGCACAAGUUACUCUAUUUCAAAUACCCCUUCCAAAAAUGUUUUCAUAACUGGAAGUACUGAAGACAAGGCUAAAAUCGAUACAAGAUUACAGAGCAUUUUGAACAUUGGUAAUUUUCCAAGGACUGCAGACCUAUCAGCCCAGAGUGUCAAUAAUCAAAUAGUUAAUGGUUUUCUAAUUGAACAUAGGGAAAAUUUCCUCAAAGGAGAUGAUGGUAAAGAUGACAAAGGUAUGAAUCUACCAAGUGACCAGGAAAUGCAGGAGGUUAUUGAUUUUCUGUCUGGCUUUAAUAUGGGCAAAUCCCAACAGGCUUCCCCAAUGGUAAAAAGACGUAACUCUGUUGCUUCUACUACAACAGCUGAGACAAAAUCGGGGACCCUGCAGCCCCCACAGCCACAGCCUCAAUCAGUGGCACAUGUAGCUUUGCAUCCUUCUCAGCGAGGGUUAGCCCAGCAACAGCCACCAUCCCCUAAACAGCAGCAGCCACAGAUGCAAUAUUACCAACAUCUGCUUCAGCCCUUAGGGCCUCAGCAGCCACAGCCACAGGCACGGACACCUGGAAAGUGGCUUAAUAGCUCUUCACAACAGCCCACCCAGGCAAUUGGAACUGGAUUGUCUCCUCUUGGCCAAUGGAAUAGCCCUGGCCUGUCAGAUCUGAGUCCUGAUUUAUAUAGCUUAGGUCUUGUGAGCAGCUACAUGGACAACAUGAUGUCUGAGAUGUUAGGACAAAAGCCACAAGGACCUAGAAAUAACACAUGGCCAAAUCGUGACCAAAGUGAAGGAGUCUUUGGGAUGCUGGGAGAAAUUCUGCCUUUUGAUCCUGCAGUUGGCUCAGACCCAGAGUUUGCCCGGUAUGUAGCUGGGGUAAGCCAGGCUUUGCAACAAAAACGGCAAGCCCAGCAUGUCCGUCGUCCAGGCAACGCACGGAACAACUGGCCUCUUCCGGAUGAUGCCCAUCGUACCUGGCCCUUUCCUGAGUAUUUCACAGAAGGUGACAUGAUAAAUAAUAGCUGGUCAGGCACUCAGGGAGACUCUGCCAGUUCAAGUGAUGAGACAUCCUCUGCUAAUGGAGAUAGUUUGUUUUCCAUGUUUUCGGGGCCAGAUCUUGUUGCUGCUGUUAAGCAGAGAAGGAAACAUAGUAGUGGUGAACGGGAGACUACCACACUACCAUCACCACCUCUUCUUUCCACAGUAGAUGACCUUAGUCAGGAAAAUAAAACCAAAACGUGGCCUCCAAAGGCCCCCUGGCAGCAUCCUUCACCUCUCACCAACACACUGCCCAGUCAGAGCCCGUCUUUGUAUCAUAUUACCAAUCCUGUCAGCCAGUGGAAUGACACGAUGCAAAUUUUACAGUCACCAGUUUGGUCUACAGCUAGUGACUGUGCUCCAUCAACAGGGAUUUCCUCUACAUUUGCCUAUGGGCAGCAAGCCCAGGCUCAGGCCCAGGCACAGCAGGCAGCAGCCCAGCACAAACCCAUGAACAAGGGCUUUAAAUCUUUUCCCAUGAAGCAAGAACGCAGACCAUCCUAUCUACAUCAGUACUAAUGGCUUCACACUGCAGAAGGAUACUGGUUGUCUCAUCAGUAGCGACGGGUGGCCAUGAAUGGGCCUUCACAAUUCUAUGAAAAGAUAAAGCUAUUUUGUGGACAUUCUGUUUGAUAAAACAUGGCAUUAUGUCUGGUUACUUUUGCAAAGGGAGAUCCCAUUGAAAUUGACAUACCUAAGCUCAGAUGUUGAGUAAAUGAGGCCACUAUUUUUGUUAGGCACACAAAGCAAUUCAGACUGUAACAUAAAAGAGCUUUUAAAAUGUGUAUAUUAUCUUUACUUUCUAAACCUUUUUUUAAAAAUAUUGCUAAAAAAAUACUACCAUACCAAACACUAUUUUAUAGCUAUUUUUUCAUAUAGAUUUAUAGUUAAAACAUCUCUUGCCUAAAAUGCAUUUAAUAUUUUAAAAUAACAAAUGUAGUGGUCAGAGUUUUGCUCAACAUUGUCUUCAUUUAAGUUUAUAUAUAAAAUGAGCAAAUGAUAAAAACCUUUAUACCCUAAGAUGAGCAACUUGGGCCCUGUGGGUUUUCUAUGGGAAUGACAACCAGCAGCUUUUCAGAGUAUAUCCCUGGAGGUAGAUAGUUUCAGCUCUAUUUGCAAAGCAUCGCCAAUCUGAGAAUUGCAAUAUUGACCUAUUGUAAGCACAGAUCAACUGAGGGUCACAAAUGGCAGUAGCUUUCCUACCCAAAGGAGGCCUGUUUUCACUUGGUAAGAGGGGAAGUUGAUUUUGAUUCACAAUUGGAUACUUAUCUAUUUGGCCAUAGAUCUUUUCAACUUUGUCUUCCUUUGACAUGACAAAGUAUAUAAGCUAAAAGACAACUCUAUUUAAUUAAGUCUUUUUUCAGACACUGUAUUUACAAGUAACAUUUGGGAGCUGGCUCAGAAAAAAAACCCAACAAAUUGAAAUUUAGGAAGGAAUAAGUUGAAGACAGUGCUGCUUUAAAAGUAAACAAAAAGAGAGAACUUGGCUCAGUUAAUAUGUGCCAUUAAAUAGAUAUUACCUGUGGAAUUAGAAAUAUUUUCCAACCAAAGUGGAUUUAGAAGAGUUGAAUGGUGCUUACAUUGAGAAACAAUGAUAAAUAUAUGUAUAGUUACCCAUUGUACAUUAAUUGAGAUUACAAAAGAUUCUUUAUAUAAAGCUUAUUUAAAUUUUCGUAUUUCAUUUUUGAAAGAGUCUAACAUUAAAAUCCACAAUAUUUUCUGGUAUGAAAGUUUUGACAGUAUUAAUCUUAUUUUUAUAUUUUCUUAAAUCAUUAUACCAUUCUAAUAUGUGUUAACUACCAGUAAAUGAGAUAUUAGUUCUAAUGCCAUAUAAACUUUUUUCAGCAAAAAUAGUAAUAGCACAUUUAUGUUCUCAUUUUUAAAGACAUAAAUGAAUCUUAUAUUUAAAGAUACCAAAAAAAAAAAAGGAUAUACAAAACACUAAUAUAGAGAGAUUCAGGGUGUCUCAGCCCAGCCUCCAUCUUUUCUGUUGUAUGAUGCUGGGUCAAAUUUUUAGUCCCAGAAUGUGAUUUUUGUGUGUUGUUCAAAGAUGCCAAUGUUGCCUGUAUUUAUGAUAUUGUCACCAUGUUUUCUGAAAAUUCACACUCACCAUGUUUACAGAGAAUUGUUUGCUGUACAUAGACUUUUUAUAGGAAUGUGCUUUGCACAGUCAUUGUGUGGCUUUUGUCUGUGUAAAUUGUCAUAAUGUCCGCAUUCGUUUUACUUUGGAUGUCCUCCUGCUGCAAUUGUCUGUGACUAUUUUGCUUGACAGAUGGUGUUUGGUUUCCCAAAGUAACAUGUCCACAGUGCCCUGAAUCCAAAGUUCUAUUACACUGAAAUACUAUGAUUUAUCAAUGUCUGCCCAAAGGUUUCAUUCCUGGAUGGGUAGUUCUUUCUGCUCUGACAUAUUGCUCAGCACAGGUGCCAUCCCUAUCUUCCUUUUUCCAAUUUGUUUGUGUUUUGAAUUAAGGCAUUUUCUACCUGGAGUCAGAGUGAGCUGUGGAGACUGUGAGGUGAAACCAUUGGUGUGUCUCUGCAUGGGUGCUAUAUCCCUGGAGUCAGAGUGAGCUAUGCAGGCUGUGUGAGGUGAAGUUAUUUGUGUGUGUCUCUGCAUCGGUGCUACGUCCCCAGCUUCCAGUCCUUCGGAGCCCUGGUGCUUCCAGGUGUGGUCUGUGGCAGAUGAGUCUUGCUACCAAGGAGCUCGUCCCACUGCUCAGUAUGAAGGCUCGGUGCUUUCUGACAUCCCAUUCACUUGCCCUUACUGCAGUGCUUCAUGUGAAUGGUUCAGUGCUUCUGAACUGGAACUGUAUAUUUUGUAUUUUACUUCUAAUGCUUCUGUAAGUAAAAUAACUAUUUGCUUUAUUAAAGAUAUACAUUUAAUAAUA